AGGAGCCCCUGGCGCCUAAGGCUACCUGUCAGUGCGCUCUCGGGUGGGACGGUCGGGUGGAGAGAGCUUGCUGGCCAACAGAGGAGGCUCCGGCAAGAAGACCACCCCGACCCCGGGGGCCGAUCACCAGCUCCUGCCCCGAGGGCGGCCACUUCCCACUCUCCCUGCCCCUCUACUGGCUGAGCGCGCUGCGGCGGGGCUCCGCUGCCCCGAGCUCCCUACAGCCCACCCCGCUUCCCACCCGGCGCCCAGGUUUCUGCUCCCGGCCACUCUCCAGGCAACUUUCCGUGCUUUGUUCUUCGACUGGAAAUGCUUUACGGAAGCGUCUUAGACAGGGUCUCCGCCAGGCGGCAAGAGCUCCGCGCUGAGAUGUGUUACAUUCUCAUCUCCCCAUCAAUUAUGGAUGGAAACAAAUAAGGAAGAGUCAAUUUUGCAUGAGCCCCUUCUCCGGCGGCGAGAGGCGUCCUGCAGCCGGGAGGGAGCCACUAGCGGGGGCAUGGUGAAGAGGAAGGUAGCUAAGUGAGAUUUCUGAGGAGGGGGCUGCCCUGACUUCCUUGUGGCCCACCAUGAGAUUCUUCCUGCUUUGUGUCUACAUGCUGCUCCUGAUGAUUCCUCAGUUGAGGGCCGUCAGCUUUCCUGAAGACGAUGAGCCCCUCAAUACUGUCGACUAUCACUAUUCAAGGCAAUAUCCGGUUUUUAGAGGACGCCCUUCAGGCAAUGAAUCGCAGCACAGGCUGGACUUUCAGCUGAUGUUGAAAAUUCGAGACACACUUUAUAUUGCUGGCAGGGAUCAAGUUUAUACAGUAAACUUAAAUGAAAUCCCCAAAACAGAAGUAAUACCAAGCAAGAAACUGACAUGGAGGUCAAGACAACAGGAUAGAGAAAACUGUGCUAUGAAAGGCAAACAUAAAGAUGAAUGCCACAACUUUAUCAAAGUAUUUGUUCCAAGAAAUGAUGAGAUGGUUUUUGUUUGUGGUACCAACGCAUUCAAUCCUAUGUGUAGAUACUAUAGGUUGAAUACCUUAGAGUACGAUGGAGAAGAAAUUAGUGGCCUGGCACGAUGCCCAUUUGAUGCCAGACAAACCAAUGUUGCCCUCUUUGCUGAUGGGAAGCUGUAUUCUGCCACAGUGGCUGACUUCUUGGCCAGUGAUGCUGUAAUUUAUCGAAGCAUGGGUGAUGGAUCUGCCCUUCGCACAAUAAAAUAUGAUUCCAAAUGGAUAAAAGAGCCACACUUUCUUCAUGCCAUAGAAUACGGAAACUAUGUCUAUUUCUUCUUUCGAGAAAUUGCUGUAGAACAUAAUAAUUUAGGCAAGGCUGUCUAUUCCCGUGUGGCCCGCAUAUGUAAAAACGACAUGGGUGGCUCCCAGCGGGUACUGGAGAAACACUGGACAUCAUUUCUGAAGGCAAGGCUUAACUGUUCUGUCCCUGGAGAUUCGUUUUUCUACUUUGAUGUUCUGCAGUCUAUUACAGACAUAAUACAAAUCAAUGGCAUCCCCACUGUGGUAGGGGUGUUUACCACUCAGCUCAACAGCAUUCCUGGUUCUGCAGUCUGUGCAUUUAGCAUGGAUGACAUUGAAAAAGUAUUCAAAGGUCGGUUCAAAGAACAGAAAACACCAGAUUCUGUUUGGACAGCAGUCCCUGAAGAUAAAGUUCCAAAACCAAGGCCUGGCUGUUGUGCAAAACAUGGCCUUGCCGAAGCUUACAAAACCUCCAUCGAUUUCCCGGAUGAAACCUUGUCCUUCAUCAAAUCCCACCCCCUGAUGGACUCUGCUGUUCCACCUAUUGCUGACGAGCCCUGGUUCACAAAGACGCGGGUCAGGUACAGAUUGACGGCCAUCGCCGUGGACCGUUCUGCAGGGCCCCACCAGAACUACACAGUCAUCUUUGUUGGCUCUGAAGCCGGUGUGGUACUUAAAGUUUUGGCAAAGACCAAUCCUUUCUCUUUGAAUGACAGCGUAUUACUGGAAGAGAUUGAAGCUUACAACCAUGCAAAGUGCAAUGCUGAGAACGAAGAAGACAAAAAGGUCAUCUCAUUACAGCUGGAUAAAGACCACCACGCGUUGUAUGUGGCGUUCUCCAGCUGCGUUAUCCGCAUCCCCCUGAGCCGCUGCGAGCGGUAUGGAUCAUGUAAAAAAUCUUGUAUUGCAUCUCGUGACCCAUACUGUGGCUGGUUAAGCCAGGGAACCUGUGGGAGAGUGACCCCAGGGAUGCUCGUUGGAGGAUAUGAACAAGACACAGAAUAUGGCAACACGGCCCAUCUAGGGGAUUGCCAUGAAAUUUUGCCUACUUCAACUACACCAGAUUACAAAAUAUUUGGCGGUCCAACAUCUGACAUGGAGGUAUCUUCAUCUUCUGUUAUCACAGUGGCAAGUAUCCCAGAAAUUACACCCAAAGUGAUUGAUACCUGGAGACCUAAACUGACGAGCUCCCGGAAAUUUGUAGUUCAAGAUGACCCAAACACUUCUGAUUUUUCUGAUCCUUUAUCGGGUAUCCCAAAGGGUGUGCGAUGGGAAGUCCAAUCUGGAGAGUCCAACCAGAUGGUCCAUAUGAACGUCCUCAUCACCUGUGUCUUUGCUGCUUUUGUUUUGGGGGCGUUCAUUGCAGGGGUAGCAGUAUACUGCUAUCGUGAUAUGUUUGUCCGGAAGAACAGAAAGAUCCAUAAAGACGCAGAAUCCGCCCAGUCAUGCACAGAUUCCAGUGGAAGUUUUGCAAAACUGAAUGGUCUCUUUGACAGCCCCGUCAAGGAAUACCAACAGAAUAUUGAUUCUCCUAAACUCUAUAGUAACCUGCUGACCAGUCGAAAAGAGCUGCCACCCAGUGGAGAUACAAAAUCCAUGGUGAUGGACCAUCGAGGCCAACCUCCAGAGCUGGCCGCUCUCCCCACACCAGAGUCUACUCCUGUGCUUCACCAGAAGACCCUGCAGGCCAUGAAGGGCCAUUCAGACAAGGCCCACGGCCAUGCAGCUUCAAGGAAAGAAACCCCCCAGUUUUUUCCUUCUAGUCCUCCACCCCACUCCCCACUAAGUCAUGGGCAUAUCCCCAGUGCCAUUGUUCUUCCCAAUGCUACCCAUGACUACAAUACAUCUUUCUCAAACUCCAAUGCUCAUAAAGCUGAAAAGAAGCUUCAAAGUAUUGAUCACCCUCUUACAAAGUCAUCAGGUAAGAGAGAUCACCGGCGUUCUGUGGAUUCCAGAAAUACCCUCAAUGAUCUCCUGAAACAUCUGAAUGACCCAAACAGUAACCCCAAAGCCAUCAUGGGAGACAUCCAAAUGGCCCACCAGACACUAAUGCUGGAUCCCGUGGGACCUAUGUCUGAGGUCCCACCCAAGGUCCCCAAUCGGGAGGCAUCACUCUAUUCACCUCCUUCAACACUCCCCAGGAAUAGUCCAACCAAGCGAGUGGACGUCCCCACCACUCCUGGGGUCCCAAUGACUUCUCUGGAAAGACAAAGGGGUUAUCACAAAAAUUCUUCCCAGAGGCACUCUAUAUCUGCUAUGCCUAAAAACUUAAACUCACCAAAUGGUGUUUUGUUAUCUAGACAGCCUACCAUGAACCGUGGAGGAUACAUGCCCACCCCCACGGGGGCGAAGGUGGACUACAUUCAGGGGACACCCGUGAGUGUUCAUCUGCAGCCUUCCCUUUCCAGACAGAGCAGCUACACCAGUAAUGGUACCCUUCCCAGGACGGGACUAAAGAGGACACCGUCCUUAAAACCUGAUGUGCCACCAAAGCCUUCCUUUGUUCCUCAAACCACAUCUGUCAGACCACUGAAUAAAUACACUUACUAGGCAUCGAGUGUGCUAUUCCUGUGUGGCUUUAUCCUGUCCGUGUUGUUGAGAGGAUGAUGUUGUAAGGGUACCUUAGGACAAGAGACUUGCUUGUAUUUUAAAAGAACCAAGUGGCCAAAGAGACUGUCACUUUGGCAACAUCAGAACUUGCCACAUGUAGCGGCGGCAGCGAGGCUUCUGUGUAUUGGCCUGAAAUUCAAAGGAAGGUGCUGGUCAUUCCAUUUAUUUUAUUGGAAGCUAAAGCGAUGUGUAGCUCCCAAGGGCUACCUUACCAGUAUCAAGAGCUGAUACAGUACUCAGAAGAAUCUGUGAACAAAUACUUGAAAAUGGGUUCAAUUUAGACUGCCCUUGUGUGUGGUCUUCCCAUUAAAUGUGAACAUUUUAAUAUGUAUGCAUUCACCUUGCCUCUUGCACAAAUGUCAAAAAAAAAAAGAUGGUAAUGUCUCAAAGAAACAAACUUGUAGGUUACCAAGCAGUUUGCUAAAAAUUCAGUCUUUGACCCAAACUGUAGCAUUUUUUUCAUGUGUGGCAUUUUUUUUUCAUGCCACCAACAAACUGUGUUGCAAGUAUGUGUGUGCAUGUGUGUAUGUGUGUGUGUGUGUGUGUGACAGAGAGAGAGAGAGAGAAGUUCUGCACCCACUAGGAUGUGUUUAGGUGCCCAUUGUGUCUUUUUGUGCUAUGGAGUUGUUUACAUUGAGCAUGACUGAACGAGACACCAACUUCUUCCUACAGCCCAUUGGGUUCAGCUUUGAGAAAGGAACACAAUCGAGGCUCCUUUGGCUGUCAAAAUGAUGAACUUAAUUUAUGUGGUACCCAAUGCCAGAAUGUAAGAGUUUCAAGUAAUUUUGUGCUGCUAUUCAUUAAAACUUCUAUUCCAGUCUUGCCACCUUAAGAAGCUAGAGAUAUUAUGAGGUAUCCUUGAUUUAUCCACCAGUAUUCGGUAGUAAAAUUUGCCCGUCCACUGUGAAUCAAAGCCUGAGUCACGCUAUUUAACCUUGGACACACCAUGAAGAGUUUAUUUUGAUUGUAUUCGGUUGUUUCCCAUAUAUUAAUUUUUUCCUCCUUGACCUCCUCCCACCCCCAAGGUAAAAGAAAAAUAUAAAAUUAAAAGACAAAAGAAAGGCAUAUGAGGACAUUGUAAUUGGCUUAGCAGGAAGGGCCAUAUGACCCACCCGUGGUGCAAUCACGUUGUCUAUGUUGUGUUAUGUGAGAAUUUUCUCCUAAGUCAUGCAGGUAAUGACAAUAUACUGUAAAUACCACAUGUGAGUUUACCUGAAUCUGUGCAUUUUGUGCCUUAUUCAUGAGAAUGAUAGAAGUACUAAAAUAUGUCAAGUGUUUUCAAUAUAGCACAUCAUUUACUGAGUGCCAGUUGUAAAUGUUUUCCAACCAGCACCUGAAAAGACUUUUCAGAAACCAUAAAAGCAACCUAGAACAAUUAAUUGUUAAACAAUCCAUCUGAAUAGCAGCAUUACCUCCUUUGCCAUGAUAAACAUUCCACUCCUGCUUUCCUAAGGAUGAGAUGGUGAUAAUGUGAAGUCAAAUGAGGUUUCCCGGGGAAUGUGACACCUGCGGAAACCAUCUAGAGUCAUUUGUGCAUAGUUUGGCAGAAACCACUUACAGUUGAUGAUGUGCAACCCCAAUGACUAUUUCAGUUAAUAUGCUGCACACCACCCAAUUGUUUAUUGAACCUAAUCUAGAAAGGAACGCGGCAGAGGAAGGCUCCUGACCUAGUCAGACAAAUAAGUUCAACUGAUUUCGUGUGAUCAUGCUGAUGUUACUUGGGGGAGGAUGGGAUGCAGACGACCAGAUCAUUUUUAUACAGAAUGUAGAAUACUGAUGCAGUUAUUCUUUUCCUUUGAGAACAUUGUUUUUAUAAAGAACAUGAUUUCCUGUGAUCUCUGGAAGCUCAAAAGCUAAAAUGUCUGUUCUUGAAACACUUCUGCUUUGCAACUAAAAUAUUACAGAUUAAUAAUAAAUUAAACCAACCAAUGAUAAACACUACUCAGUCCACCAACAACAAACGUGUUUGAAUUUACCUUACCAAUAUUAAUCCCAGCGUGGUAACUCUGUGUGACCCCAGAUAACAUUUUGUAACAUUGUGCUGCCUUGUAGUUUGUAAUGUGAGUUCUAUCAGUAUUUAUGUUGGAAUUUCUAACAUUGACUCUAGUCUCUAUCCUGUUAAUUUAAUUUUUAAAUGCUUUAUCCAUUUGUGCAAAGGUAAACACAGAUUGUAUCUUUUUUAAUGGUACGGCAUAAAAAAAGUAACCCUAAAGUGAAGUGGCUCUAUACUGUUUUAUAGAGUACUUUAACAUGUAUAGAUAUCUUGUAAACUUGUAUUGUGGAUGUGUAAAUAAUAUGUACUUUGGGUUUUUAACACCGCAUGUAAAGUCAAAAUAAAAUAUACAAAUCAUUAUA
Marmota flaviventris (yellow-bellied marmot) is the source of this 6203-nucleotide messenger RNA. The record is from RefSeq and is a predicted model, not a curated record. NCBI's taxonomy places the organism in Eukaryota, Metazoa, Chordata, Mammalia, Rodentia, Sciuridae.